ACAAUAUUAACCACAAUUAAUUUUUUAUUAUAUAAAUACUCGACAAGGUUUAUAAAGAAAACAUUUAUUACAUUAAAAAUUACAUUACAUAGCUUAAACACAAUAAUACAUCAACUUAAAUUAUUCAUUAGAAUUAGUAUAAUUUUCCCACAAAUGAUCAACUAAUGCAUUUCGAAGUAAGAAAUGAGCUUCUUUAUCUUUGAUUUUUCUGAAACGGGAAAGAAACUCUUGGAAUGUCGCAUUAUUAUUUCCUACAAUUUCAACUUCUGGAGACGGAACUUCUCUUUCAACUUCAAUUGGCGCCUCGAGAUCACGUUCAUCCUCGAUUAUCAUGUUAUGUAAGAUGAUACUUGUAGUCACAAUAUCAUGGAGUACAUCUGUUAUGUUUUAUGUUAUAUAUAUUUUGUUGCAUAAAAUAGUUCAUUAGAUGGCUAUAUAUAUAAUUAAAAAAUGUUAACAGUAAAUUUUAUAAUAUAUAUAGUAAAAUAAUAUUAAUAUACUUAUUUAUAACAAUUUUACUGAAAAUGAAAAUAUUUAAAUGUGGAGGACCAUUUUAUAAAUAAAAAAGUUCAACUCCAUUUUGGAAUAAUGAGUUGGUUUACUCCAUAUUAGGAGUAAUCAUGUCUAUUACUCUAAUUUGGAGUGGAAUUGAAGAUGAUUUUAUUGCAAAAUGGAAUUUGGAGUGGGUUUUGGAGUAGGGUUGAAGAUGCUCUUAACAAAGGACCAUUAGAGAAAAAUAGUUUUACCAAUACCAUCAUGCAACCAAAUAACUUUGUAAAUAUAAAAUUAGACCGGAAAGAAAAACAUAUUAAAGCACUAAUGUUGUGUCUCUAAAUACACUAUAAAACAUAUCAUUUGCUCCAAACAUGUUCUGAAAUUUCGAAUUGUUUUCAAACCAUUGUUUAUUUAUGACGGUUGGUCGGUUGCUCACUGAAAUACAUCUAUAAGACUAUACAUAGCAACCAUUGCAUGGUAAACAUAUAAUAUAUCCAAAGUGCUAAAAAUUUCCCAACAAAGAUAGUUGUAGGUUCGUUGAGGACCGUUCCGCUAACCCAUCUUCUCGUCUAAUCACCUUUAUAAAUACACAUCAACCACAUACUCAAAUUCAAACCACAGCGCUUUCUAAACCGGGUAUUAAUUGGACUCAGACAUGACAGGUAACGCUGGUUUAGUUAACCUGGAAACUGAGGAAGAGAAACAAGAAGCAAACGAACCUAAACAACGCAGUGGAGAGGAAGACUGCGAGGAAGAUGACUUGUUCGAGAUAAACCUGGAGGCCGUGAGUGAUGCCAAGUCGUCUCGGCGGUAUGAAUGUCAGAGAUUUCCGGCAAGGACAGGGAGCGUUUUACUAGCGAACUGUCUGUUACCAGCUGCGGACAUCUCCGGUGCCGUGCCGGCGACGUCAAGGGCUUGGAAUGAUUUGGUUUGGUUUAGAAGGCUCCUCUAUGUUGAAAAUCUAGGGACUGAUAGUAAGAAGCUUAAUUAUUUUUGAAAACAAGGAAUUACGUUUUCUUUUUUGUAAUAUAUUCUACUUGUAUCUGUAAUGUAUUUACUUGUAAUCAUCUUUGUAUAUCUGAGUUGCAAGUCUUGAUCACAACAAAUGAGUUGAGAUAUGUUUGCUUGAUCCAAAUCAUCAAACAUCUAAGCUGAUUUGCUAAACGUGGAAAAUGAGUAGAUCAAGAACAUUCGCGUAAACCUAUCUUGUUACAAAGAUAUGAGAAUUGGGAAAAAUAUAUAGGCCAAGCAGAGGUUUAUUCCCAAGUCAAUUUCAGCACCUAAGAUUAGAUUAUGCCUUUAUAAAACACUCUCUCCCUCUUAUUCUGGCAUUAAGAGUAGGAGACGAUACUGAAACACCUAAUCCAGAUGCUAAACCAACUCAUCUUCAUAAUCCAGAUGCUAAACCAACUCCUUGCCUCCCUAACAGUGUCAAGCAUUGCUACUUGGAUCUAAAUGGACAAUCAAAGCUAAAACACAUCUCAUAACUUCUUACCAAAAGCAUAUGGCAAAAGAAACACUUUAAAAAAACAAAAGGCAUAUAAGCAUUUUGUUAUUCAUUCGUUCACUGCAUGAUGAACAUUCGGAUACUAUCCAUAUAUAGUAUCAUCAAAGAGAACAUCUUGAUGAAUUGUGUCAAAAUAUAAUUUACCUCUGAAAAAUCAAAGUGAAAGAUACAAACUUUGAAUCAAAUUCUCAUUAACAUAUCUCUAAAAUUUACCAAAAAAAAAAAGAGAGCCUUUACACCUGGCUAAAUCAUAAACAGAG
Brassica napus (rape) is the source of this 2262-nucleotide messenger RNA. RefSeq lists its product as uncharacterized. NCBI's taxonomy places the organism in Eukaryota, Viridiplantae, Streptophyta, Magnoliopsida, Brassicales, Brassicaceae. The transcript has a single exon. The record is from RefSeq and is a predicted model, not a curated record. The coding region runs from base 1151 to 1492 and encodes 113 amino acids.